AUGCGCAAAAUCAGAAAUAAGGACUGCAAGAACACCAUACAGAUGAGCGAGGAAUCUCUGGGAAAAGAGCUUGGGGAGCAAAAAAGAAAUGCUAUACGGGAAGAGAAAAUCAGGCAGCUUCUAUGGGAAACUUCACCAGAACUCAAGGAGUUGCGUCAGAAAAUGCUCGUUGCUGACAUUACCAGAGACCAAAUUAUGCAAGUGGCCGAAAAGCAAGCCCUCUUAGAUUUAAAAAGGGAGGAGGAGAAAUCGUUAGUGGAAGCAGCUGCUAGGGAGAAAAGAGAAUUCGAAGAAGAACAGAAAAGAAUAGAAGAAGAAGAGUUUCGAGCAAAAUUUAAGUAUCAUAAAGAUCUGGACGAACUCAGAGAAUUCAAAAUGGCCAAAAAAGAGGCUGACAUUGAGCAAAUUCAGAGGGAGAAGACACUAAUUGAUGAAAUAAAAAGGCAAAUUCAGGAAGAAGCUGAAGAAGAAGAAAAAAGAAAACAAGAGGCUAAAAAAGAACUUCACCGCCAAGCACUAGAACUUCAAAAAGUUAGAGAACAAAUGAAACAACGUGAAAAAAUGAAAGAUAAAGCCCAGAAUUUGAAGGCUGAUGAAUACCGCAAAGCUCAAGAACUAAGGGCUAAGGAAAUGGAAGAAAAGAAGCAUCUGGAGCUAGAACGCAGAUUACGAUUACAGGAGGACUUACUUUCUUGUUUGGAGAAAAUGUACAAGGAGAAAGAAAAGGAAGAACAACUGUGGAUAGAUCUUGCUAUUGAAGAAAAAGAUAUAGCUGCGAAAAAAAGAACCGAGGAAGAGGAAAGUAAAAGAAAGAAACUGCGUGACGAACUGCAACGUCUGUAUGAUAUACAAAUGCACGUGCGAAAGCAAAAAGCAGAACUUGAGAAAAAGGAGGAAGAGCUUCUUCGCCAAGGUCUGCUCGCACAACUAUAUGAAGAAGGGAAGCUGGAACUAAUGUCACAACAAAAACGACGUCUUAAGCAAGUGGAGCACAGACGGUUAGUCCAGAAACUGAUUGAGGAAAAUCGAAAGAAGAAAUCUAUGGAGAAAUUGAGAGAAAUGGCGGAUUUCAAAUAUCAACAGGAAUUGGAAUCAGAACGUUUAAAGAUGGUGGAAGAAGAGAGAAUGAGAUACCUUAGAGAUUAUGCCACUGAAUUAUUGGGUUAUUUACCGAAAGGAGUGUUUAAAGAUGAGAGAGAAAUUGAACACUUGGGAGAAGAAUUCAAAAAGUUCUAUUCCAGACAGAAAUGUUCCAGUUAA
Messenger RNA from Uloborus diversus, 1260 nucleotides. Its product is annotated as meiosis-specific nuclear structural protein 1-like. Lineage: Eukaryota; Metazoa; Arthropoda; Arachnida; Araneae; Uloboridae. The transcript is spliced from 5 exons. The coding region runs from base 1 to 1260 and encodes 419 amino acids. The record is from RefSeq and is a predicted model, not a curated record.